CAGCCCAUAAACCCUCAGCUUUGGAUUGUACUUUCGCUGGGAUCACAGCGCAUAUUAAGUUUUUCAUCUGCGCAAACAGCUCAGCAGUGUAAAAGGUCGUGAGGUGUUCAAGAUGGCGACUGUUUGAAGUUCGCACUCUGUACGUUCAUGCAUACACACCCCAUGCUGACACCACAGGGCAUCGGUUUAUGCUGUGACGAAGGCAUCAGUCCUGCCCACUGUCCUGCACAGCUAUGGCCAAAGACCAGCCAAAUGUGUUUGACCUCGUCCCUCUUCUGGGGUCCACUGACCUACAUGAGCUGGAGCAGGUCAAAAACCUGCUGCAGGAAACACUCAGCACAGAUAAAGGGACUGUGUUGCUGAAUAACCUUGUGGACUAUUUCCUGGAGACAAGCUCAUCUCAAGCUGUGGACAUCCUGUCUUCUGUCAGGGAGCCCCAUGAUAAGUAUCUUUUAGAUAAGAUGAAUGAAUGCAUGGGCAAGCAGAGCUGCCGUCUCUCCACCAUCACCCUUCUCAGCCAUAUUGUUCGCAAGCAGCCGCCAUGGAUCCACAAGAUCGCUCGCUUCCCUCUGCUUGCCUCGCUGAUCAAAUGCCUCAAGGCUGACUCUGAUGUUGUAGUUCUCAUAACUGGUGUGCUGGUGUUGAUCGCUCUAUUACCCAUGAUUCCUCAAACCAGUAAACAGCUUCUGUGCGAGUACUUUGACAUCUUUGGAAGGCUCGCUGCCUGGAACAAACGUCACCCAGGUCAUGCUCACGGAGUGUUUGCAGUCCAUCUGCAUGCCAGCGUAUACUCGCUUUUUCAUCGUUUAUAUGGCAUGUAUCCCUGUAAUUUCAUUUCGUACUUGCGUGCCCACUACAGUAUGAAAGAAAAUGUUGACACAUUUGAGGAAGUGGUGAAGCCCAUGUUAAAGUAUGUACGGAUACAUCCUGAGCUCAUCACUGGAACCAAAGAAUAUGAGGUUGAUCCAAUUAGAUGGAAGAGGUUUGAGCCUCAUGACAUUGUGAUUGAAUGUGCCAAAAUUUCACUGGAUUCUAAGGAGGCAUCAUCUGAAGAAGGAUACUCCUCUCUGUCAGAUCACAUACCACGGCGCCCUGUAGACCAUAGCCGAUCAUGCUCAGAGCUCAGCAUCCAUGAAAUCACAUCUGUCACACCAACGGUUGCUGUUCGUCAGUCUCUUUCUCUGUCAUUACCUUAUCUCACUGUAACCCAAGACUCAGGUUCCAGUGCACAGACCCCCAACCAUCAGAGUGAUAGGAUGAACUCCUCAGGGACGAAGGAGGAGAUGUGGAGUCCUUCCUCAGUGUGUGGGAUGACCACCCCUCCCAGCUCUAGAGGAAUGUCCCCCACCACAGUUUCUGACAUCUCACAUAGUGCCUCCCACCUCUCAGGACGAAUCCCCGGCACUUCAGGGGAUGGAAAAUGGACCCUAUCUCCCUCCACACCCUCAGGGUCAUCUCCUCUCCCAUCACUCUCAGAGGAAAUGGGGCAGCCUGCCCAAAACACCAGCAGUACUCAGGCUAAGGUUAUUCAGACGGGCAAAGAGCUUAGGAAAGUCACACCUAGAAGUAUUAAUAACAACGGAGGUGCAAGUGAUGCCAAGAUUCCGGUGUCAUUGGCACAGCUCUCUGACAUUGUCAAGAGGACAGAUGUGGGAAGAGAGGAUGAUACCAUCAAUGAGGAGAUUUCGAGUCUGACUCUUGGGAGACUGGACUUUGGAACAAGGCCAGGCCUGGAUUCCUCUUUUUCAGGCUCCUUGGACACCCUUCUCUCGUCUCACCCCAGCUAUGACCAGAAUUUAGUGUCCACACCCAACAGGGUUGAAUUUUCUGCCAAAGGAGGAGAGCAGCAACCCUGGUCCUUCUGGCCCACUUUCACCCCCAUCGAGAACGGAAAGAGCAGUAACUGUUCUCUGUCUGAUCUGACGAAGGGCUCCAUGCCUUAUGAGCCACUGUUUGACCUCGCCUUGCCCAAAGUGGCAUCUCUGUUUUUGGAGCAGAAGACCACAGAGGCUAUCCGAAGGGCUGAAGAAGAAAGCGAGCAUCAAGAGGAACUAGAAGGGGAGGAUCUUUCUGCCACAUCCCCUUUGGAGGUGUUGGACCGUGUUAUUCAGCAGGGUCACGACACCCAUGAGAAAGUGCUGAAGAGAACUCUGUCCUCUCAAAGCCAAUCAGCAGACGCACACUCUGGAGGUAAACAGCAUAGCAAUAAAGGAAAAGGUCCUGUGGUGGCAGCGUCAGAUGAGCUGGGGAUGUUGCGCAGUCAGCUGCUAUUGCUGCAUAACCAGCUGCUGUAUGAGAGACACAAGAGAGAGCAACAUGCACUUCGUAACCGCCGUCUGUUUGGACGUAUCGUCAACACUACUGCACUGGAAGAGCAAAACAACUCCAUGAAAACCCAACUCAAACUUCAGGACUUUGAGAUCAAGACUGCGCAGGUAAGUCUGAAAGAGGAACAGAGGCGCUCCAGGCAUAUACAGGAAGACAGAGAUGCUCUUGUGAAACAACUGCAGACUCAAAUCCAGCAGCUACAGAAGGAGCGUAAUGACUUCUACUCAAAGAUGCAGGAGCUAAAGAGUGAUUUGCAAGAGAAUCAGAAGAAGGUCGGAGAAAUGGAGGCAGAGCUCCAGAAAGCCAAUAACAAAGUGUGUAAUAUGGGACAUAUGCUCAGCCAGCUGUCCAUCAAGCUGAACAGUAGUGAAAACCUGGAGCAGCAGAUGGCUUUCCUGAACAAGCAGCUGCUGCUUUUGGGUGAAGCAAACAAGUUAUGUGUGGAGGAGAUCGACCGCUUGGGGCCUGAGGUUAACAAGGAGCUGAAUAUGCUGCAGGCAUCUUCACUGCGUGAGGUUGAGCGUUUGAGGCAGAGCUCUCUGCAGCAGAGUCAGAGGCUUGAAGCGGCCCAACAGCGCAUCACAGACCUGGAGACCCAACUCCCCAAGAAAGAGCAAGUCAUCCGAGAGCAAAAGAAACUGCUGGAAAAUGUCAAAAGCCAGGCCAUGGAGCAGCUGCAGGCUUCAGAAAACCGGUAUCUGGCUCAGAAGCACAUCACUCAGGCAUUACAAUCUGAGCUACUUGAGCUCUAUAGCCAGAUAGAGCUCAAAAACCUGAACACUAAAUCACCAGCCGAGCCCACUUCUGAGCCCAACAGUCCUCCCAACCAGAGGCCAAAUGGCAACAGUACAGGCCCAUCUGCUCCGUCUCUAUCAGCCGACCCCGUGAAAAAAGAGGAAGGCAUGCACGUGUGUGUCAAUGGUGAAAUAUCUGCCGGGUCUCCUCAGACACCCACAGCAUUCAUUAAUGGCAGUCAGGAAGAAGAUCUUUCCGCCCUUACCCGUUCAUUUCCCGCCCUCCCCUGCGACUCCCCGCUGGCAGUUGGCUCUUACCCCAGUACCGGAAGCUUUUUGGGUAAGCGAGCCAGAGAGAUGUUUAGAAAUAAGAGUGAAAGCCACUACGAUGGUGAGCCGGUCGCCUUCACCUGCCUCUCUAAGGAUGUUAAGGUUGAGGAAAUUGCAGACCACACAGAGAGUGUGGAGCUUGAAGAGGCUACUGACCAGGUUGACCUGCAGCCCAUGGACAGACCCCGGGCAUAUAAUAUUCAGCGGAGGAGGCAGCAGGAUCUGAGAAUCAUGGACUACAACGAGACCCACCAUGAGCAUUGAUUGUACACUGCUGACAUGAUUGCCUGCAGUUAGAAGAGGAUCAUUUUGGACCCAGUAUUAGAAUGCACUGCUCUUUUUGUUAGAGUGGUUUGUAAAGUUUUAGUUCAUUUUAAAAGCUCUUGUACUACAAAACGCCAAAAAAAGAAAAGGUUGUCAUUGGCAUUUGCCAUGUAGUCAUCACAGUGGCAAGAUAAUAUUUUGUUCUCAAAAAAGCUUCACUUACCUUCUGUCUAAUAUGAAUUCAUUGUAAUUCAGUAUUUUUUUUUUUUUUUAGCAUUUAGCAAGCAUCCGUGGUGAUUAUAUUGCGUGGUGGUUGGAUGUUAUUCAGGCCUCACUGUACUUUUCAGCAAAUGUUUUGACUUAAUCACUGUAUUUGCUCUUGUAAUAGUACCGUUCGGUUUCCAAUCCUCUUUUCAUUUGUCCGUGCAAAAUGCCCCCUAAAAGUUGCUGCGAGAUGAGCAUUGUUAAUUUCCACCGAUAUGACUCAGACAUUGCACGUUACCGAGUGUGAUCAUUGCAAAUGCAGCAUUGUAAAUAGAUCAUGCCAACCAACCAAUCAGUUCGAUUAAAAAAUGUGAAAAAACAAAAAAAGAAGCUAUGUGAAAUAGGUGAAGUAGAGUAAAAAAAAAAAAAAAAAAUCACAUUUCUUUGCUGA
Carassius auratus (goldfish) is the source of this 4311-nucleotide messenger RNA. It is a transcript of the gene tsc1a, whose product is annotated as TSC complex subunit 1a. The record is from RefSeq and is a predicted model, not a curated record. Bases 234 to 3656 code for a protein of 1140 amino acids. Lineage: Eukaryota; Metazoa; Chordata; Actinopteri; Cypriniformes; Cyprinidae. The transcript is spliced from 22 exons. Gene Ontology annotation, cellular component: TSC1-TSC2 complex. Gene Ontology annotation, biological process: negative regulation of TOR signaling; negative regulation of cell population proliferation; regulation of cell cycle.